Molecule: messenger RNA, 891 nt
Organism: Fusarium redolens
Lineage: Eukaryota; Fungi; Ascomycota; Sordariomycetes; Hypocreales; Nectriaceae
Exons: 6
Coding region: 1-891 (296 amino acids)
Source: RefSeq, a predicted model, not a curated record
AUGAAUUCUCCACAAUCCUUACUGUUCCUUGGGGCAACUGGUUAUUUCAGUUGUUCGAAAAGAAAGCAAGCCCAGCUCCUAAAGGAGAAAGGAAUCAAAGCUGUCGUGCUUGCAGGAGGACUUGACGAUACUACGGGCCUUAUUGAUCUGGCACGACAGCAUGACAUUGUUCUUAAUGGUGCCACAGGGUUUCACGCGUCCUCUUCCAGAGCAUUCAUUGAAGGGUUGGCUCAACGUCAAGAGACUUCGGAUGCUGAAGUCUUUUAUAUCCACCUUUCAGGGACGUCUAACUUAGCUAUUGGCGAUGUGUUAGAUCGACAGGGAGAGCUUAGAACAUUUUCCGACAACGAAGAGGGGAUUUAUGAGUAUGAGGUAGAGCGCGAGGUAUCUGAGCCUUAUGGUCAGCGUACAGCAGACGUAACAGUUGUUCAGACUGGCGACAAGUUCGGCGGAGCAGAACGCCGUUCAAUCCAGCCAGCUGGAGUACAUCCCCCGGGUACUUCCACCCUCGGGCAUGUUCAUGUCACUGACUUGGCUGCCCUGUUCAAAGUCGUGUUGAUCAAUGCCAUCAUCAAUCCUUCCCUACCUGCAGGCAGGAGGGGCUAUUUCUUCGCGAACACCGGAUGCCAUUCAUGGCUGGAAGUAGCUCGACGACUUGCCAAAGCUGGGCACGCUCUUGGUCACUUCAAGUCUCCAGGGUCAGUUGGCGUUAGUCUCACCGAGAUCGCUGCAAAGCUUUACAAUGGCGACGAAGUCAAGGCGGAGCGUGUACAUGCAUCUUCAUCUAGUACGGUAGCCGUUCGAGUCUUCGAGUUGGGUUGGACGCCGGUUAAGACCGAAGAAAACUGGCAAUCUUAUGCGGCUGAGGCAUUCGAGACAAAAUUAGAGUAG